CGUAUGAAGACUGUCAGGAGGAUCCCACUGGAGAACUGCAACUGGGCUUGAUUUUGCUGGAUAUACAGCGCUCGACAAGGAAGAUAUAAUAAUAUGGAUGGUUUAGACGGUCCUCAGGGACCUCAGGUGACGAUUCGAAAGGCCGGGUCUGAGAAUGUUGACUUUGUGCUGUCGAAUGUUGAUCUGUCACUUGCGAACUCGAUACGACGAGUUAUGAUAGCAGAGAUUCCUACCAUCGCCAUCGACCUGGUUGAGAUCGAAAUCAACACAUCAGUCCUUGCGGACGAAUUCAUAGCCCACAGACUAGGUCUCAUCCCACUAGCUUCCACCGGCAUUGAAUCCCUGCGCUACACUAGAGACUGUGACUGCGAUCAAUACUGUGAAAACUGCUCGGUCACGCUUACUUUGGACGCGCGGUGUACCAGCGACGCGACGAUGGACGUGUACACAAGAGAUUUAGUGAUUAUGAGCCACAACACCGAAGUCGGUCGACCAGUGAUCAACGACCCGGAAGGCAAAGGCGUGCUAAUCUGCAAACUGCGAAAACACCAAGAACUAAAACUGAAAUGCAUCGCCAAAAAAGGCAUCGCCAAAGAACACGCGAAAUGGUCGCCGACCGCCGCCAUCGGGUUUGAAUACGACCCCUGGAAUAAACUCCGGCAUACAGACUACUGGUUCGAAGUCUCGGCCGAGCAGGAGUGGCCAAAGAGCAAGAACGCGGACUGGGAGGAACCGCCGAAGGAGAACGAGCCGUUUGAUUAUAACGCUGUGCCGGAGAGGUUUUAUAUCGAUGUCGAGGCGACGGGACAGUUGCCGCCGAACGAGAUCGUGUUGGAGGGGAUUAAGGUGUUGCAGGAAAAGCUGGCGCUGAUCGUGCAGGCUUUGGGUGACCAGGAUGCGGAGAUGGAAAUGUAGGAUGGGUUUCUCUUAUUUUUGUAAACUAAUAUACGGAAAAGGGAUAUUGUAAGAAUAAAUAUCAA
Messenger RNA from Myxozyma melibiosi, 980 nucleotides. RefSeq lists its product as uncharacterized. Gene Ontology annotation, cellular component: RNA polymerase II, core complex. Gene Ontology annotation, molecular function: DNA binding; protein dimerization activity. The transcript is spliced from 5 exons. Gene Ontology annotation, biological process: DNA-templated transcription. The record is from RefSeq and is a predicted model, not a curated record. Lineage: Eukaryota; Fungi; Ascomycota; Lipomycetes; Lipomycetales; Lipomycetaceae. The coding region runs from base 94 to 915 and encodes 273 amino acids.